CAUGACGAAAAAAAAAAAAAUCCUGUAAUGAGUAGCAGAAUGGCGUGGUCUUGUUUACCGAUUUUAGUCUCUCAGCACAGCUGAUCGCGUUCGGAUGUAUUCGUACGCGAUGCUAGGUUGAUACAGUCGACGAUGCCGUGGUUUCCCUGGUCGGACGGCAUCAAGAAGCGUGCCUGCCGCUACCUGCUUCAGCGGUACGGAGGCCAGUUUCUCCAAGAAAAGCUCACCCUCGACCAGCUCUCGGUGGACCUCUACAAUGGCAAGGGCCGAAUCACCGACGUCUGGCUCGAUGUCAAGGGCCUCAAUGAGCUGGGUGAAAAGUUCAACCUGCCUGUCCGGUUUGUGGAGGGCUACAUCACGUCCAUCGAGGUGGCCAUCCCGUGGUCCAAGCCGCUCACGGACAACAGCUUUGUCGAGGUUGAUGGCCUCAUGCUUACCGUACAGCCCAAAGAAAGAAUCGACGACGCAUCCAUGUUUGAACCAAUGUGGGGCAGCAUGAUGUCGAGCAUGCAGCUGGCCGAGGAGUACCUCAAGCAGGAGCCCCUGGAUGCCGAGAAGGAGGCGCCCGCAACCGCCGAACCCUUCACUGGACUUGAGCAGUUUGCUCAGGCCAUCGAGACUGUCUUUUGCAGGAUAAAAGUGAGGCUGACCAACACCAUCGUCAGGGUGGAGCACCUUCCCAACUGGCCCUCGAAGCAGGGAAUUGCGCUAGAGCUGCGCAUUGCAAACAUGGACUACUUCGACGAAGAGUCUGCCGAGGUUGGCGAGAUUGCCGGCGAGAGGAUAGCCCAGAGGGUUCGGGAACGCUUCUCAGUCUCGACCAAGCGGAUAAUCCUCAACGGAACGAGCCUCUACACGGACGAGUUUGUGCUGGGAAAGGACCCAGCCGAGGUGCCAACCAAGUUUUCUGCCGAAAGCGAUGAACCCCAGGAAAUGCUGAUGAGCUGCACUGGAGCUUCGCCGCCGCUCGCCCCUCCCCACCAGGAAGCCCCCCCAACACCCCCCGUGGAGCCCAUUCCUAUUUGUCGGCUCUCGGGCCAACAGGAGAUCAGGAUACAGCUCAAGCAGGACGAGUCUCUCGAGGGAUCUGGCGUCGACAUGGAAUUCAGCCUGGGUCAACUCGCAUUCUUCCUACGCCCGAGGCAGUUCCACUUGCUCCUUCAGUUGGCCAGGGGAUUCACGAGUCCCACCUCUGCAAACGACAACCUCUCUGGUGGGCUGAAGGGCCGGCAAAACAAGUGCACGCCGAUGGAGCCCCACCACUACACAAUAGUCGAGCAAGACCUGCAGCAGCAGCUUCUCAACCAGAAACCCCGACCGUCUAGGUCCUUGGGGAUGAACAUGGGAUGGUCCACCAGUUCAUCUGCCUGCCUCUCGGAAACUGAGGACGAGUAUGUGCCGAUGACGAAUCAGCGUGCCUUCUACGAAAGUGGCAGUCUCGCCUCCUCGGACAUGGAGUCCUCUGUCACAAGUAGCACCCACAGUGCCUGCUCGAAGCCAAGAAAAAGGUCAAAAGGAAAAAGGCGGUCGUCUCAAGGCUUCGUGGAGGACAUACUCAUGGAGUCGACCCACUUCCGGGUGCACUGCAGCGCCGUGUGCAUUGUGAUCCUGCACGACGACGUUGCGGGAAUCAUCGCCGAGGAAGUGUUCCUCUACAUAUCUGACAAGGUGUCCAAGGACGACCCGCCCGACCUAUCUGAUGGUUAUGUCUGCGUUGCUGACACAGACCUGUUUGACAUCUCCGCCCGCACGACUGACGUGCCAGGACAGCGUGUGUCCACCAUCAAGAUGAAGGCCUCGAACAACAUCACCAACUUGAGGACAUGCGUGGACUCGUGCCAGGCACUACAGGCUCUGGUGACUUACCUUGCGAGCGACGGAGACCUUGCUAGUGACCCGAGCCCACCACCCGAGCCCAGCUCCUGUGGUGGCAGAGGUGGCGGCUCUGGAACCGUGCUUGUCGAGCAUCUCAGCAACGUCACCGGCACGAUGGCGGACCACUUGCAAAGCCUCGUGGCUUCAGCCAUGCACGAGUCCUGCAGCUCCUCAUCUUCAGGCUCCGAAGAGGACGAUGAAGACAGCGAUGACUUGUUCCAAGAUGCCAGGGGUGGCUACAAGUACAGCCACUAUGUUGAAAACCUGCGGAACAGACGGCACGUUGUUGACCUUAAGCAGGAGGCACACGAAAAUGAAGUUGACACCACCACCCUGUCGCAGAGCCGCACAGAGUCCCACGUAUCGUCGGCCGCUGACUCGUCGUAUUCCGACGAGGAGUUUUGCAUUCUGGAAGACUACCCUGGCGUGGGCAUCAUGCCUCGCAGUGGUGAGCCCCAGAUUCGCAUGCUAGUCACGGAGCCAAUCGAGGUGCGAGAGAACCACUUCUCCUCGGCAGCCCGCAACACGGACCAGCUCCGAGCUCCGCGCAACUUUCCCGAAGCCGUACAGAAGUACACGCUACGGGAGAUGACGCUAGUCUGGUAUAUGUACGGCGGCUGCGACUUCGAGAGCAGCAUCACUCCGAAUACACCGAGGCCCACUGAAAAAACCACCGGUCAAUGGGAUGAUGGAACAGAAGAAUGCUAUGCAAACGUUGUUCUGGAGCCCGUUGCCGGCAACGUGAGCUACAGCAGGGACGGCCUGUCGGCCAUCGAGAUGCUGCCGUUCAAGCCGCAGUCCCCGCCGCAGACUCCCCGGCACCGAAGGGCUCACAAGGGUGGUCCCGGCAGGCGUGACGACGUGCUCAUGGAACUGCACAUGAACAAGAUACGAUUCCAGCACGAGGUGUACCCGGAGGACACGUACUACGCGUCGCGGCAGGUGUUGCUCAUCCAGGACGUUGAAGUCCGGGAUCGGCUGGCUUCGUCGCGCAUCAACAAGUUCCUCUACCAGUAUGCUUCGGAAGCCAAGCCGAGGCAGUCUCAUGCCAACAUGGUCAGUGUCAAGUGCGUCCGUGUCAGGCCUGACCUCAAGGCUCCGUCGGCCGAGGAGUGCCAAAUAAGGGUGUCGGUGAAGCCUGUGAAGAUCAAUGCUGACCAGGACGCUGUGCUGUUCCUGGUACAGUUCUUCACAGGCCUGUGCUCGGAGCCACCGACUUCUCCAUCCUCACCGCGACCAGAUUCUCCUGAGUUUGCAACAUUGAAAGCUGGACCUGCCGGUGCGGCCAGCAUCCCUCCAUCUGCCGACACUGGCCGACACGUGGCCUUUGCAACUGACGACCCCUGCCCACCCGAGCGCAUCUCGCCAGCAAGCUCAACUUCCAACUCAACCCCGAUGCCACUGUACAUAAGGUCGUUCGUGUUCACGCCGGACGUUCCGAUUCGGAUAGACUACCACGGCAAGAGGGUAGCCAUGGAACAGGGAGCGCUGGCAGGCCUCUUGAUGGGUCUUGGUCAACUGAACUGUCUCGAGAUCACCUUGAAGAAGCUACAAACGAGGCAGGGGUUGCUGGGCUUCGACAAGCUGCUCGCCUUCGCGUUGAACGAGUGGCUCAACGACAUCAAGAAGAACCAGGUGCCGAGCGUGCUCGGCGGAGUGGGGCCCAUGCACUCGUUUGUGCAGCUCUUCAGUGGCCUGCGGGACCUGGUGUGGAUGCCCGUGGAACAGUACCGGCGGGACGGACGCAUCGUGCGAGGCUUGCAGCGUGGAGCCAACUCCUUCACCAUCUCGACUGCCAUGGCCUGCCUCGAGCUCACAAACAAGCUCGUCCAGACCGUGCAGGGUGUCGCUGAGCUGGCAUAUGACAUGCUGUCGCCAGGCCCCAGCAUGCACAUAGAAGCUCAGAACCGACGCCACCGAGCUAUCCCCAACAACCUGCCUGUCGACAUUCGAGACGGCGUCAACAACGCCUACCAAGUGGUUGCAGAGGGAUUGGGAGACACGGCACGGACGUUGGUGAAGGCAGCUUCGCAGGAGCACCGCCAGAAGGGGGUCAGUGGGGCCGUCGGGGGGCUGCUGCGCCAGCUCCCGCCCACCAUGGCCGCCGGUAUCAUCGUCGCCACCGAGGCGACCUCAACAGUGCUGGGCGGCGUCCGCAACCAGAUUCAGCCCGACGCGCGGCGCGAGGACAUUCAGAAGUGGCGGCAGCGUCUGCCACCCAAGUCGACUGGAGCCACAGCCACGGCGUCAGCUUCGGCACUAGCUGCCGCAUCAAGAUAGGAGUUGCGGCCGAAGGCGGGCAGCGUCAGGACAACGUAUUCUCUUGGUGAUGCGAGGAGCCUGUAAAUAUGUCACGCCUUCCUCGUCGGUCACCAGCUUUUGAUAUUGGAGCAUGUGCCCCCCUUCCCUGCCCCGCUUUUUUAAUAUAAUGUGCUAAUUGUUUUUAAAGCACCCUCUCUGCCUCUCAUUAGAUGUCUCUUUUCGUACGCAUGAGAAGUCUGCAAUCGUGAGAGCAGAGAGGAAUGAAAGCCAUGCUCAGAAGACUUCUGUUCAAAGCUUCGUUUUUCUUCUUUCAUUGAAUGUGAGCGUGUGUGUGUGUGUUUAUGCUCACAUGCAAGUUUUUCAAGUGUGCAUGCAACGUGGUGCUUGUUUGUUAACACUCGAUUGUUUACUGGGGACGCCAGUGCAAAAGUGGCAGUGAGGAAUUUUGGGGGCCGUGCUCUGAGUCGGUUUCUCUCGGCGACUGCCAACACAGCAUCAUGUUCAGUGCCAGCAACCUCAAACUAUGCUCUCUCAUUACUGGCUUCACGAUAAUGUUAAUGAAUUGAACUACGCCUCUGCAAUACCUCCGGGCAUCAUUUUACAAUGCCCAUGGGCACCGUUGCACAUCGAGUUUGCGUGCAAUUUGUGAAGCAGUUCGUGAAGCUAAAUCGGCUUGCAGUGCAGGGUUUGCCGUCUGUUCUGGUGAUAGUCCUUUCGCACGCUGUCCCUGCACAAGUGAUUUGGUCAGCGCGAUGGCUUCUAGCGACAUGGAAACGUGCUUCAAUGGACACCAGUACUCUCGCAAAGGAAACUUCUGCCAGUGCGGAAGGCAAGGGGUCGCUAGCGGCGUUCCACGGGAGGAGGUCGGCUCAUUGCACGGCAACUCCCUGUCUGUUUUGUUUCGGAAGCUGCACACGCCUCUGUUUAAUUCUAUCAGUUGGGGCUGGUCUUGGAAGUGAUCACUAGCGAGCUUACAUUUACAGCAAAGUUCCGUUAAUUCGACCCCGAAGGGACCUACACAAUAGGUCUGACCUAUCACGUGCAUAUCUGCCAACCACCGAAUUUUCUGUACGGCUUUAAGAAUUUAAGAAUGACCGGAGUCGAAUUAACGGUAGUCUACUGUAUUUUGAUCUCUGUAUGUGUCCACAGUUAAGGUGGCAAGAUUGGUGGGUGGUGCGCUUUUCUUAAAUAGCUUUUAAUUUUUUCUUUUACUCCAAAGGGACGUUGCAUUGGUUCUCGAAAGUUGGUGCUGAAAGGCGUAAGGCAUGGCCAGAGCUGUCCAAACAGUGCGUUGCUGCAGGCACAUUUCGAUGAAAAAAAUUUAACUCGUAGUCUCUGUGAACUCUCAACUUACUUAGAAUAAGUGUUCAGCCGUGACGUAAGAAAUGGGUGUUGCGAACCAUGUUAGCACAAAAAAAAAAAAGAAAAUAGACAAUGAGAAUUUUCCAAGCUGAAUCGAGAUUUGGCAUUGCAAUGUAAUUUGAUCAGACAAUAACGGUCUAGCAUUUAUCGCGCUUAUUAAUCUAACGAAACCUGUGAGAACCAGUUCAAGUUUCCUUUGAAGAACCUACUGCCAUUUAUUAUUGAACAUACGCAAGCACAAGAAGCUUUAUACGUGGACUGUUUUUCUUUUUUUUUUCCCCCCAGUCUGAGCAUGACUUUUUUACAGCUGGCUGUUGGCUGGAUUGUAAAUAAAAGCUAUGAAAUUGUGAACCUAUCAAAGAUGCUGCCUUGUUCUU
Messenger RNA from Rhipicephalus sanguineus (brown dog tick), 5876 nucleotides. RefSeq names its product autophagy-related protein 2 homolog A-like. Gene Ontology annotation, molecular function: phosphatidylinositol-3-phosphate binding. NCBI's taxonomy places the organism in Eukaryota, Metazoa, Arthropoda, Arachnida, Ixodida, Ixodidae. Gene Ontology annotation, cellular component: extrinsic component of membrane; phagophore assembly site. The record is from RefSeq and is a predicted model, not a curated record. Gene Ontology annotation, biological process: autophagosome assembly; reticulophagy; piecemeal microautophagy of the nucleus.